Fukomys damarensis (Damara mole-rat) is the source of this 923-nucleotide messenger RNA. It is a transcript of the gene Pafah1b3, whose product is annotated as platelet activating factor acetylhydrolase 1b catalytic subunit 3. The record is from RefSeq and is a predicted model, not a curated record. Lineage: Eukaryota; Metazoa; Chordata; Mammalia; Rodentia; Bathyergidae. The transcript is spliced from 5 exons. Bases 176 to 871 code for a protein of 231 amino acids.
UCCGCCCCUGGAGAGGAGGCGGUGCCCCAGAUCGGCCUUCGCCCUUCCCGAGUGUAGGCGCGUCGGGACGGUCCAUUGUCGUCCAGAGGGGUAGAAGUGGGCGUGGCGGAGCCUCGAAGAGCAUUCUCCGGCCAACCUCACUCGCUAGCUGUUCCGCAGGAACUGCCGCGCCGAGAUGAGCGAAGGGGAUAACCCAGCCAGCAAGCCCACGUCGGUGCAGGACGUGCAGGGCGACGGGCGAUGGAUGUCUCUGCACCAUCGGUUCGUGGCGGACAGCAAAGACAAGGAACCCGAAGUAGUUUUCAUCGGGGACUCCUUGGUCCAAUUAAUGCACCAGUGCGAGAUCUGGCGAGAGCUCUUCUCUCCUUUGCAUGCACUUAACUUUGGCAUUGGUGGUGACAGCACACAGCACGUACUGUGGCGACUGGAGAAUGGAGAACUAGAACACAUCCGGCCCAAGAUUGUGGUAGUCUGGGUGGGCACCAACAACCAUGGGCACACAGCAGAACAGGUGACCGGUGGCAUCAAGGCCAUUGUGGAACUGGUGAACCAGCGGCAGCCCCAGGCCCGGGUUGUGGUGAUGGGACUGCUUCCAAGGGGCCAGCACCCAAACCCACUUCGGGAGAAGAACCGACUGGUGAAUGAGCUGGUACGGGCAGCACUGGCAGGCCAUCCUCGGGCCCAUUUCCUCGAUGCUGACCCUGGCUUUGUGCACUCUGAUGGCACCAUAAGUCAUCAUGACAUGUAUGAUUAUCUCCAUCUGACCCGCCUGGGCUACACACCUGUCUGCCGGGCCCUGCACUCUCUGCUUCUCCGUCUGCUGGCCCAAGACCAGGGCCAGAGUGUUCCUCUGCCAGAGCCCACACCCUAACCCUAACCCUGCCCUCCACAUUAAAUUCUUUCCUCGGUCUUUGUUUCCUGUU